Molecule: messenger RNA, 6039 nt
Organism: Gallus gallus (chicken)
Lineage: Eukaryota; Metazoa; Chordata; Aves; Galliformes; Phasianidae
Gene: PPP1R3D
Product: protein phosphatase 1 regulatory subunit 3D
Exons: 1
Coding region: 819-1730 (303 amino acids)
Biological process (GO): regulation of glycogen biosynthetic process
Cellular component (GO): protein phosphatase type 1 complex
Molecular function (GO): protein phosphatase 1 binding; glycogen binding
Source: RefSeq, a predicted model, not a curated record
GGGCGUGAGGGGUCCGUGCGGAGAGGGGCGCGGGUACGGCCGGGCUGGUGUCAGUGCUCUGCCUGCAGCUGGGCACUGAUGUGGGCUGUGCAGACCCAGGCCGCCGAUCCCUCCCCUCCCGGUCACAGUGCCGAGUCCGCCUCCCCGGCCCCGCCCGACAGCCUCCUCACGCCCUCCAGCCUGUGCAGCAGCCUCAGCUCCGGUUCGCUCCCGCCCGACAGCCUCCAAGCCUUCCCCGGCCUCGGCAGCGGCCGCGAGUCGCCCAGCAUCCAGUGCGACAGCCUCGAGUGUCCCGGGUGCCGCUGCAGGAGCCUGGGCUCGGUCAGCCCCUGCGAGGACAGCCUGCAGACUCGGCUCGCGGCGUGUAAUGGUCCGAGGUGCUUCGGGGUGCACCGCUGCAGCCCACACGCGCCCCGCGACCUCAGUGACAGCCUGGAGUCCUCCGGCGCCCAACACGACAGCCUCCAGUCCGUCCCCAGCCUGCGUGAGAGUCUGCGGUCCUCCAGCGUCGCGGGUGACAGUCUUGAAUCUCUUUCCAGCCUGAGCAACGGGUCCACCAGCCUGGAGUUCACCAACCAGUGAGCCCGCCUUCAGCUUUCCCACACGACGCUCCGGGCUCUGCUUUGCUCCCAGCUGCUGUGAGAGCUGCCAGUUUCCUGCCUUAUCUUUGCAGAAGGCUAUGUUGUCCCAGCUUACUCUUCUCCAGCCAGAGCAAUAACCUCAAAUCCUCGCUCUCCGUGGCUGUUUUUCUCAAGUUACCUCAGAGAGGCAGUGCUCCACACGGGCACUGUUAACAUCAGCGCUGCCAUCAGUGCAGAAUGGAGGUCCGCGGUCCUCGGAGGAAUCGCAGCUACCUGUCUGAUCUCUAUGAGAACAUGCUGCGGGCUCAAGGGGCACCGGGACAAGGACAGCAGCAGCCCUCGGUGGUACGCCCCAGCAGCAGCCUAUGUCUUGUGAGCCAUCCCCCAGUUAAGGUGGUGACCCAGCCUCAUCAGCCUCAGAGCAGCACUUUCAGCAGCUGUGAUCCAGCACUGCGGCCUAUCAUCCGCCGCCGAGCGAGGUCUUUGCCUACAACACCUGAAAGGAGGAAGCGAGUGCAGUGUCAAGCUCCUGUGUGCCAGAGCCGCAUGAACAAGGUGAGAUUUGCUGAUGCUCUGGGCUUGGAGCUGACUGAAGUGAAAGUCUUCCAGAAAGGGGAGGAUCCUUCAAUCCCCCUGCAUGUCCUUUCCAGGCUCUCCAUAAACUCAGACCUCUGGUACAGCAACUUGGAGUUUACCAUGCAGUGCUUAGUGCCUGAUUUCCAACAGCCUGCAGACUGCAUGGAUUUCUCUGCCCGACUUCAGGAGCAGCAGGUGUGCCUUGAACGAGUGACCAGUUCGGAUCUGGGGGUCAGUGGCACCAUCCAAGUUUGCAACAUUGCUUUUGAGAAGCAAGUAUCUGUGCGAUACACCUUCAACCAGUGGAAAAGCCUCCAUGAAGUGUGUGCUCAUUGGCAGAGUAGCAUCCUUGACAAAAACGGGCAGGAUCAAGUUGAUGUUUUCACUUUUUUUCUCCCUGUGCCUUCUUUCCUCCUUCAGCUGUGCUCCAUAGUCCAGUUUGCAGCAAGGUACCAAGUCAAUGGGCAGGAGUACUGGGAUAACAACAGAGGCAAAAACUACAGCCUCACUUGCCGGACUCACCCCCUCAAGAUGCCUAGAGAAUGCGAGGAGAGCUGGAUCCACUUCAUCUGAAUGAAGGAAAGUGGAUGCAGAACAGCUUUGCAGUAGUCUCAGCGGCCCUCUCUUGUGUGGCAUGGCUCUGUGCUCCUUUUUGAAGCCUACCAAACCUGGCAGUGUUUCACGACAGGCAGGUAGCCAGCAACCCGGACGUACUGUUCUAAACCUCUCAAAGUAUAAAGGGCCAAAAUGUGUAGAGCUACAUCUGCUGAAAGCCUGGGUGGUUUCUUGUAGUGUAUUAAUCAAGGCAGAAUGGUUCAAAGGGAUUCUGCCAGGCUGUUUAGCAGAGAUCAAGAGAAAACACUUUAUAUUGCUAGCAACAUUCUAGAUUGCAUAGAGUAUUUCUAACAGAUCUAUUUUACUAUUUUGUACUGUCUGUUUUUUAAAUGGACAGUGUGGCUUUACUGUUUUCAUCUCUGAUUUUGUUUGUAUUAUCAUACCAAGUCUGGGCACUGUUCUGGUUACACACAAUUUGCAUGGCAGACACUGUAGGGAAGCACUUACAUAUAUAUAUAUAUAUAUAUAUAUAUAUAAAUUUUUUAAAGACUGUUACUGUGUUAACUAUUUCCAUUAAUUUUGGGGUUGAAAAGUAAAGAAAUGUUGUUAUGAGCGAAACCUGCAUGAAAAUUUCCCAUCAGCCCCUCUAUUUCCCUUUUCAUCAUUAUUAUUAUGUUUUAAGUGCCUUAUCUCCACUCUGCUGUAGGCAGGGGGAGUGACUGUUACCAGAGUGUAUGAAGGUACUCUAGUGCUUCGUGGGGAAGCUCUCAUCUUGUUCACCUGAUUUACCAGUAGGCUUUUCCUCCAGGUGGUGGUACAGGAGUUGUCCUUCUGCGGCUGCAUUUACUAAGGAAAACUAGAGAAAUUUUGCACUUGAAUUACACUUAUGCUCUUACACUCAUACUUGAAAUAGGUAAAUUUGUAAAUCAAGCAGAUGUGAGUAAGGAAAGAAAAGACAAUACAUUGAGCUUGUUACAGAUCCUUGCAGUAGGAUGCUAGAACCCUGAAUCCUGGCUCCCUGUUUCCCAGCAUCUCACUGCCAUUGCAGUUGUACUUUUUGAACGCUCUGAUCAGCUACUUUUGAUUAUAAACCAGUUGAUCUCUAAGACUGCAUCCUUUGCAGCACAAAACAGGAACUUCAAAGCAAAAUGAUGUUUUUAAUGGCAAAUUAGUAUUUAAAUGUGUCCUCAGAUUAUCUUCUACAGCAGGGAAAGCGUAAGUACUGCAUAGCCAAUACUUCUUGCUCUGCGACUUUAAUUCUGAGGAAUUAGUGUGGUUUGAGAUUGGCAACAGGGUUGGUGGCAGGCUUCAAUCUAGGAAGUAAAAGAUUGUCCGUUUAUUUGUUUGGUUUUUUUUUCCUACGUACUCAACACUUGCAUGCAAAAUUUAUGGCAUUAAUUUUCAAAGCUGCCUGGGUGGAAUUAUUAGAGCUGCUUUUUGGAAGAACUGCGCGAUGAAAAUCAAGCCAUGUAUUCAGACAUCUAACUUUACAUUGCUGCUUAUUCGUCAUCAGGGUUGAGGAUGUGCUAAUGCAGAAAGUCCAACAAGUAAUUCUGGGAGUGCAGAAACACCGAGAAAAUUCACAUUUGGCAACUUAAUGUUACUAGUUGGGCUAACUAUUUAUCAGAGCCAGGAUUUGAAGUGAACAGGCUUCCCACUUUGUUUGUCUUUGGCUUUCAAAUGAUGGUUCUUUGAGCUGCUUAGCACUUCUUUCAGAGUACAGUGAAAACUCAAACGUAUUGGAAACCGUUGAGAACUGACUGUUGUCUUAGUGGAGAACUAACCCUCUGAACGUUAAUGUGCACUUGGCAUUCAGCAUUUUGUUCUUUGCUUUGAAUUGCGUGUUUAUAGUUUCUUCCAUACCAAUCCAGUGCAUACUGCUUUGAGUUUUCCAAACUUUUGAUAGAACAAGUGAAACAUUUGUUUUCAUUGUAUAAUUUGGCCAUUUCUGUUGGCGACUGCUGCUUUAAAUGCAGUUUUGAUUUCUUUCCUAAGUAAAUGAAAUGUCUGCAGAUGACAGAUUUCAUUUAUAUAGCUUACAUAACUGUCCAGUGUAACAGCAGAAACACAAGAUGUACUUUGAAUGGCUUGUUUUCAGCAGGACAUUUGUCGGUAGUUGAAUUCAGUUGGGGCUGGCGGAGUUUUCCUCUGAAAGUCACCUUCUAAGUAUUUCUCUUCCUAUAACUGUCCCUACCUUUGGUAAUUAAUUUUGGUCUUUAACUUGUAUGUAUACUGAUCAAUUACCAGUGGUUAUCUGUAGGUAAGGAACAGUAAAUUUCUUUAACAGCUUUUUGCAUAAAAGAACUUUCAUUUUCUAUUUAACAGAAAAUGAAUGCCAGUCGUGCUUCAAUUUUGUAUUGAAGCACAGCGAGAUCAAAAGUUCAAGUUGAAACUGUUUUGAACGAGUAAACAACUGCUCCAUUGGGAUAUUUCAUAUCUGUUAAGCCUUCAUAGCCAUUAAGACAGGCAGAACACUUCUGAGAUUGGGGUGAGGCUGGAGGGUGAUUUAUAGCUACACAUUAAAAAGACUGUGUGCUUUCAUUCCUCCUGCGUUAUUUUCUGUAUCUGAGUUAAAGGAGGAACUGUUGAACAGUGGAGCAGCAGCUCUUUUGUCAUAAGGGAAGGGGAACUGAAACUACUCUUCCUCAUAGGCCAAAAAAAGAAAAGAAAAGAGGGAGACGGAGCAGUGCAAGAAGGGACACUUCUUGUGCCCUAUGGUGGGCUCUGUAUGGCUAAAGGACAUAUGAUGGUGUGUGACAUAACACAUCUGAAGUAGUCAACCCAGAUGUUCUCUGCAGUCAGGAGCGAUGUCGCUGUAGUUUGCAGCCUGCCUGUAUUAUGACAAACUGUGUCAGCCGCUGCAGGAUGAGUUCAGCUGCAAAGAAAUUCUCAGUGCUGUUGCAGAUUGCACCAAAUGUCAGGUAGGGUGAAACACACCUUCAGUAACUGCAGAAGAAUCUUUCUCGGCAUGAGCUGAACCUUACUUUGGUAAAACUUGCUCACUUAAGUAAUGCCAUUAAAGUUUAUUGCUUGUUGUUGAACUCCACAGAAAUGGAAUUUUACAUAUUAGAAAAGUAGAAAACACAGGCGCAUGUGCACACACAUAUGCACAGAAGAACUUGUGCUGAAUUAAAGGCACUAUUUUAAGGUGUUUCUCCUCCUUUUCUCCCCCUCCCCCCAAUUACUGUAUUUCUUUCCUGAACAAAAUCACUGAACUGUCUCGCAGCACACUGCUAUCUUCCUGCUCUUUAAUACUGCUUUACAAUGGAUGUUGCUGGAGCCCAGUGUGAUACUUGGCUUACUGGUAUUAAUGUGCUGUUGCUGUCUUCUGGGAGAGAAUCAUUCAUGCAAGCAAAUGUCAAAAUUUCCUUGUUACUGCAAGGAGCAAGAGAUUAUAGAGAUACCAUCAGUUUAAAGUCAUGUACGUCAGAGUGUCAGAGAGGUGAGAACUGAAUAUCUCAGCAAAGUGAGUUUGACUUGUAUUGUCUUCCUUCUGUAACCUCUCAGGGUAUUUGCAUGUACAAAAUCGUGAAUAUUCAAGUGUUAUUCCAAGUUUGCCUUUUAUCUCUGCAUGUCUUGCACUGCUGUAGAAGAACGGACAGCAGCUGUUACUAAACCAGUUGCCUGGCUUUGCUUACUGAGUUGAGCAUGCCUACAUCAGGAAGGAACCGGGAGGGAUCUCUAGAUUCCUUCAGUAUAUGAAAAACAUUUUUCUUUAGGGUGCUCUUGAGCUGUUAAAUAUUCACACAGGUAUUGAGUCCUGUCACAUGACAGAUGAGACUUGCACUUGUUUUUUCCUGUCACAUUCAGCAGUGAACACCAGAAGGAUUCUAGUUGACAACAACAAAAGGGUUAAGCCAUUAUGUAGUGGUAGCAUACACCUAUCAUGAAGGCAAACUAAUGGCCACUUCACUAAGUCCUCAGGACAACUUGACUGCCUGCACUGUGUUCAAACUGAGCACUUCCCUUAUAAUGAGGGUUUUGUAAUAGUGAAUUCUUCACAGGAGUUAUUGCCAUAUAAUGCACUUUCAAAACUUGUAUUUAUUAUAGUCAUAGAGUAAGAUAACGUCCAGUAAUCCACAGUUUCAAGGUCCUUUCAGGUAUGUUUUUGUAAACAAACAUGGAAUCCAUGUAAAUGAGAAGGUUGUCUUUCCUGAUUGUCGUGUCAAGAGAAAAGUACAUUACACAGUAUGUCAAUGAAGUGCAUCUGCUUGACAAAAUGUCAUUUUGUUUUAGUGAGGAGUUGUAAAGUGUUUAUUCAUUUAAGAACAAUAAGAAAACUAUGACUAUUUUAAUACAAGAGGUUGCAAUAAAGCUUUUCAUGGUU